AUUUAGCUGGGUGAAUUCGACUAAUCGAUGAAAUAUUUCUUCGCUAGACCUAGCUAGCUUCUGAGAGUUAGGUAGCUAACUAAUAUGUUAUGCCUGUAUAUUGUAAAUUACGAUGAUCAUAUCCGUGUUUUCGUGUUAUAAUUGCAUUGCAUUGAUGGGGCAUUUUCAAAUUGAUGUUUGGGUAAAAGAGAGGAGUAAUAAGGCUGUGUUAGGGGGGUCUGGAGAUCAAUUGAUCAGAAAAAUGCACCUCAAAUGGUAAUCCACCCGGAUGUGUUUCAUUGUCCGGAAACGACUGGGGUGAAGCGAGCGCACGUCACUGGAGGGGACCAGAAAAUCGACACGGGGCGAGAAAAAAAAAUAUUUGGCCGACAUAAAAACCCCAAAUCAACAAUUCAUAAAGCCGAAUGGGAACCGAUCUUGUCGAAAAAGAAGGAAAAAACGGUCACACGGCAACUUGUGACUUCACUUGCGGGAGGCGAAAGAAGGCCCAGUUUUAAACCCAACGGCGGAAAUGUGGUUUUUGCUAACGGUUUGAAAACGGCAAAAGCAGGCCGAUGAGCGAGUGGGAGAGUAGCUCGCUAGCCAGCUAAGGAGCGGAAAGGGGAAAAGCGGCAGGAUAGGCCUUUGAAAAGAGAGAAAUUGAGCAGCAAUCGAGAAAUGUGAUUACAGCUAGAAAUCCGCCUCUCCCUCCCUCUCCCUGUUCCCCUGUCACUCGCACUCCAUCAAUAAAUCAGCAUUACUUUUUGCGAGUGAACAACCGCCCAAACGUAACUACAGCUGCAGCAAGAGAAGACAAAGCUAGAACAACCAGUGGAUCACCGAAAGGAAUUAACUGUUGAUCUGGAAGGAACUUGAUUGGAAAAAAAGAAAAAGAUGAUACAGGUGUACAGACUAACAGAUUAUGAUGGACACUUGAAACAACUGUAAAGAAGCUGAGCAUGGUAAAAUCCUGCUCUGUGUAAUUAGGCAACAGGAAUUAAAGACUUCAGCUUUUUGGGAGAUUUGAUUCCAGUUACAGGUGAAUGGAAAAAAAGACAUUCCCAUCUGCAGUAGUGGCUAAGUCCACAAAUAAAGAAAGCUCUACAGAUACAAAGACUGUUGACAUCAGUUGGAAAACAACCACUGUAGGAGUUGAUAACAACUUUAAAAAAACGGGACAUCAAGGCACAGCAGAUGGUUGUCACAAAAACGGCAACUGGUGAUAACCUUUCUGUAACACAGACAAUAAUCAGUGGAACCCUCAGAGUGCAAAAACUGACGCACAUGGACAAAUUAAACUUUGCGGACAAUAUACAAGGUCUAGGGCAAAUUUAUGACCUCUAUUGACAGGCAGUGGAACGAGUAACGAAAACACAAUAAAAAAAAAAAAACUUCAGUUAAGAGCUUAGCUUUGUACUGUCUGACUGGUAGCAAGAUAAAUCGGCCUUCAAAAGACUUUUAAAAAGCUGUGAAGGGAGAAAUCUUUCAACACUAAACAAAGACGAAACUAAAAACGACAGCAAACGGAAUAAGAGUUUGCUAAAAGAAGCACCAUAAAUCAUUCAUAGAACAGGGGACGCCCCCUGCAUGCUUUGAGACCCCCGUGCCUGCUCCUCUUGGAUGGAGAGUGGAGGCAGUGGGAGGUCAUCAACAGGAGGAGGAGGAGGUGCCAGUGUUGCAGGGGCAGGCAGUAAUAACAGUAGUAGCAGCGGCAGUAAUAGAGGUUCAGGAGGAAGUGGAAGUGGGGCAGGAGGAAGUGGAGGAAGCAGUUCCAGGAGUAGUAGUGGGGCAGUUGUGUCUGGUUCAGGUUCCUCUGGCCGUAGCUCCUCAGUCAGUGGCGGUGGGAUUAUCGUCGCCACCUCUGGGGCUGGUGGUGUGGCUCCAGCACCCCCGCCUUCCAGUGAGUGGGAGAUGUUCCAGUUUGGAAAAUACAAUUUGGACAUUAUAGAGAUGCUAAGUGGACAUCAGGCCCACCAGUUCAAAGGUCUUGGAAUUGAGAGACAACUGCAACAUCAACAGCAAGUCCAGCUUCAUCAGCACCAGCAGCAGCUACAGCAGCAACAGCAGCAGCAGGCUGAAACUUCUGGAGCCCUUCUGUCUGGGCUUAGCCUGGGUUCACUACAAGGAUCUAGAAGCAACACUUUUUCGGAUUCUUCCUCAAUUUUUGCCAAAAUGAGCGCCCCUCCUCCACCCCUGCCGCAGCAGGCCCCGUCCUCGUCGUCAUCACAGAGCUCACGGAAGUCUAGCAAAAUGGGUGUGAGCGGUGGAAGUGGAGGGGGAAGUGGGGGUCACGUGACAGGAUAUCCUCAAUUCUUGCGAUCUUUUCACCCAGCUGAGGCAGCUCUAGCUCAGGAGCAGCUCCAUCCUGGCAUGGGACGCUUUGAACACUUUGCAGGCGGGAGCGGGAGCAGUGGGGGAGCGGGUGGAUUAGGGGGAUUAGUUACCUCUGCGCCUCCACCACAACCACCGCCCCUACACCCUGGCCUCUCGAUACCCCAAGCAUCUCCAGGACCCUCGUCGUCUUCCCCUUCCCCUUCAAGCUCAGCUUCCACCUCAAACAACCCUCCAAGCAGUAGUACAGUGACUUCAUUGGGACACCAGCUUGUUGGGGCCCAGUCUGAUGCGCGCAGCUUACACCAGCAGUUCAGCUGCAUGCUGGCGGCCAAUCAAUACUUUCUGUCUGGGGUGCCAGCCAAUGCCAGCUUGGAGCAAUUUUUGGUUCAGCAGGGCACCCACAACCAUCUCGGCCUGGGUUUAGGACAAACAGGUGCAGACUCAAGUUCAGGCCUAGCCCCGCCUCCAGCUCUUCACCCCUCACACACACACAGCCACCCCACUCCUCAGCAGCAGCAGCAACAACAACAGCAACAGCAGCAGCAGCAGCAGCUGCCUCCCCAUACCUCAUCGCACCCUCACUCCCACCCUCACCACCCUCUCCACCCUGCAUCCCAGCCCUCCUCUCUUGGUGGAUUUGAUUUCCAAGGUAUUCCUGUUCUCUCCUCCAAUCAGCUAGCAUCUCUGAUGCAGCAGGAAGCAGGCUUGCCACUGCCACUGCCACUCCAUUUAUCACUCCCCAAGGAUGAAGCAAAGGGGGACAGCGGGGGUGGAGGAAGUGGAGGAGGGGGCAGGAGAAAGAAAGCUAUGGCUGGUUACCUGCCCCAGAGGAAAUCGGAGAGCAACAGUACCAAUAGCAGCAGUAGUAACAGCCACAGUAGUGGGAACCCUAAUCCCAGCAGCAGCUCGGGGGGACACGGCCAUGACGUGGCCUCAGGCCUUGUUGGGGGAGGUGGAGGGGUCAGUAUGCAAGGUAUUGGAGGAGACCCUUCCUCCCUUCUCUCCUCUUCAUCUUCCUCUUCUUCCUCAGCUGUCUCAUCCUCUUCUUCCUCUGCCCCUUCUUCGUCUUCAGCCUCAGUCUUGGUAACAAAUGGCUCACAACUCCAAAAACCAGAAAGCCUUGGCCCAAUGGCACUCACUGCUGCUCAGCCUGAACCAGAGCCCCUCUACCACUGCGGGGAAUGUGGGAAAACCUUCACACAUCUGUCAAGCCUCCGGAGGCAUUUACGCAGUCAUGGCUUGGCUACUGGAGCUAGUAGCACGAGUAACAGCACUACCCCCAACCCUAAUCACAACCACCACCACACUGACACCUCCCUUCCCCACUCAACCCAGGACCUGACUUCUCAGUCCAACCCCCAUCAUCAGCAGUCACAUCCUCAACCAUCUUUAAAUCCACAGCAGCAACAGUCAAACCCAGACCCCACAUCCUCAUCUUGUGCUAGCCCCGAGAAGACACACUGUUGUCCUGAAUGUGGGAAAGGUUUCAAGAAAAGGGGACACCUCCUCCAACAUAGUGUCAUUCACUCGGGGGCACGUCCUUUUGCCUGCACUAUAUGUCAGCGUGCUUUCAAUCGUCGUGAGUCUCUUACCCGCCAUGAAAAGAUUCAUGUGGAAAAGCCCUUCCGCUGCCCAGCCUGUUGCCGCGUUUUUCGCGAAAGCACCUCUUUGCUCAACCAUGCAGCUUCAGGCACCUGUGGCAAGGGUCCAAAAGCAUCAAGAAAGAAAAGCAAGUCAGGAAUGGUAGAAGGAGGAGGAAGUGGAGUGGAAGAUUAUGAGGGUAGUGAACUUUAUGGGAAAGAGGAAGAGGAUGAUGAAGAUGAGGGAGAGGAUGGAGUAGUGAGUGGCAUGAUGGGGGAAGAUGAGGAGGAAGAAAAGACAGGGAUGACGUGUGAUGGGCUGUUUCAGCGGGGGCGAGGUGGGAAUGCAAGCAAUGGAGAUAAAACUGAAGGGAAAUACGCAGCAGAUUUCUCUCGGAAUCGUUACCAAGCACCCUAUAGAGAUGACUACCAUGGAGACUAUAAGCAACACCGUGCACAGCCUAAUCCUGCUGCUUGUUACCCUGGUGAACCCUCCUGUGGAAGUGGGAUGGCGGGUCCAGCACUGAGGAAAGCACCCUUAGCCCCGACUUUGCAUCCACACCCACAAAGUCAAAAUCAGCAGCAACAGCCUCACCUGCCCCUCUCCUCUCUCUUGGAUGACUCUGAAGAUGAUGUUACCAGCUCUGUUAAUAGUGCCAUUUCUGCUAUUGCCGCAGCUGCCGCUGCCUCCUGCAUGCCUGGUGAGCUAAACAGUAGCGGAGUCAGAGGAGAAGAAAGAAGAGAUAUCAUUGGAGGGUUGCUUGGAGGCCUUGGCUUGGGUCCUCUUGGAGUUCAAACUGGUGGUCCUUCAUCUACAUCUGGAAUGGACAAGAAUUAUAGAGGAGGUGGUAUGGGAAAUCAGGAAGGAAUGAGUGGCACAAUGACUCCUUUAACUCAUCACAACCAACAGCAUCACCAGCAGACCCAAAAUGUCAAACCCAAGCGGCCCCGAAAACCUCGACCAAAGAAGGACAAAACAGCUGGUGGUGGAGGUACUGGAGACGGCACCAAACGAAGACAGCCUUCCCACAGAGAAGGAGGGACUAGCGGGGACAGUAACAAGCGACUGUUUCUGUGUAGUGUCUGUGGUCGUGGAUUCACGAGACGCGAGACCCUGCGCAGGCAUGACCGCAUCCACACUGGGGAAAAGCCGCACCACUGCCAUGUCUGCGGAAAGCAUUUUCGGGAAGCAUUCCAUCUCACCAAGCACCGCACAGUUCAUUCUGGAGAGAAGAACUACAAAUGCGAUCUGUGUGGGAAAGAUUUUGGUUAUGCACAAAGCCUCAAGAGACAUGGAAAAUUACACCAGAAAGGGGAAUUUGAGGAGACCUCCACAACAGCAGGAGGGAAUAACAGCAACAACUCAGCUGGAGCCCCCGGAGGGGGCACUGGCCAAGAGAGGGAUCAAGGAAACACAGAUCCUUACUACUGCUAUCCUCAGGACAUCAAGCCUCAAGGGUCUAACACCCAGCCCCCUCCCAGGCUCUACACUUGUGCUAUUUGCUGGAAAUCCUUCCGCCAUCACUUUCACCUGACUGCCCAUCACCAAGCUGUUCAUGAGGGUGGUGAAAGGCUUUUUUGUUGUGAAGUGUGCGGAAAAGCCUUUGCCUACGCCAACAGUUUAACCAGACACAGGCUUUCUCAGCACGGGCUGUCCCGGACAGGACAGACGAAUCAGCCAGGAAGCGGAGGUGGAGCUGGAGGCAGUGGAGGUGCAAAUACAUCAGUGUCUGAGAGUGAGGCCGCCACCAAUGCGCUGCUUCAGCUUGCACCGUCAAGCGGAGCUCAUGGGGAGCAGCAGGCUCACACCGGUGUCCCUCACACUCACCAACAGCCUCCCCCGCAGCCUUCGUCUGGUUUCUCCCCCCUCUUUUACCUUCCGGAAUUAGGCCCUUCCCACCCUUCAGCGUCAAGCGCUCAACCCUAUUCCCACACCCUUCCACCAAAUUCUACUCUAACCACCCUCUCCAAUCACCAGCAGCCUGGAGGAAUAAAGGGGGAGCCUCUUUAUCCGGGGGGUCCCUCCCAUUCCCUCAAUACCUCUCCUCCUGUUCACCCCCUUCUGCUCCUGCCUCCCUCCCAGCAGCAGCAGCACCACAGCAUUCAGUACCCGAUUGAGAUCCAGUCUUCACACCCACAGCAGCAGAGCCUCCAAUCUCAGGGAGAAGUAAGGAAACGCAAGAAGAAGAAAAAGCGGCGGGAAGGGGAGCACAGUGCUGGCGGAAUGGGAGAGUCAGCUAGGGGGGGCAAGGCAGAGAGGGGUGAAAAAAAGCAUGGUUCAGCGGGAGGGAGACAAAAAGAUGAGAGAAGGAAGCUUCAAAAACGAAAAAGGAGAGCAAUGCAACUGCGGCUAAGGAAGAAAAAACGAAUUGCUCUGCUUCUGAAGUUUAGAAGGGGGGGAAUGGGGGGACGCCAGACGGUGGCAGGAAUAAAUGUGGCAAACUUGUCAUCUUUGGACGUUCCCCAGAAACGCUUUCCCUGCCCCUUCUGUCCCCACGCCACCUUUCCUCGACAGGCAACGUUGUUAGUACACCGAGCAGCGAGACACCCUGUUAGAUCCGGCGGCCUGCAAGCGCGUCUGGUUUGCCCUGUCUGCGGAAAACAUUCUCGCAAGUUCCUGUCGGCCCUUAUACAUCGGUGGUUCCAUCUUUCCCAAGGAUCGUUCUCCUGUCCACAGUGCCCCUCUCGUUUCUGGAAUGGAACCCUCCUGGAGAGGCACGCAGUUGUCUGUCGAGGGAGCAGUGGAGGAGCUGUUGGCGGUGGGGCAUUGAAAUCAAAAUCUGCAAAGAGGAGGUCAAAGAAGGGAGGAGAGGGUCAUAAUGAGGCAUCAGUAGUACUGACAGAAUACAGACGCUAACUAUUUUUGUUACAUGGAGAGAAGAUUUUAAGAGGGGGUGAGGGCCAGUUUUAUAGAGAAUUGGGAGUGAUGUGGCUCUGGGUGGUUCAGUGGACUGACAUGGUAUUACUACCACAGGUACUCCUGGACUUUGGAUUACAGUGAAGGGAGUGCUUUUUUAAAGGAGGAUUAUUCAUAUACUAAUUUACACUGACUGCAGACCAGCCUGAAAAGAAAUGCCAGGAUCUCGGUUGUUUUGGGAAAUCAUGAACAACAUGACUGUCUUUACAGCAUCCCAAUCCCAUGGAUACAUUAAUACUAGACUUGGCUGGCUGGGGUAGAUAUUAGGCAAGUUUCAGUGGAUUAUUCUAGCUAAUGUUUCUCCCUAUCUAGUUUUUAUCCAACAGUUUCUCUGUCUCUCUGAUGUGUACAAUGUAUAGUUAGUGUUCACUUAGGGCCCCUGUGGAGUUGUGCUUGACUUUUUUUUAAUACAUUUGAAUAGGAUUAGAAGGUGGGUGGGGGGGAAGAGGGUCGACAGGCUAUUUGGUAGAAAGACAGUGUAUCAGUUCAUGUUAGACAGUGUUCACGGUGUGUUUUGUAGUCAAUCUCUCAGAUUGUGAAUAUGUCACUUAGUAAAUGCAAAAGGAAGUGUAUAUGUUAACCUGUAAGUCAUAAUUUCUAAAAGGGUAAAAUCUCAUGAUAAUGAAUAGACUAAAGAAAAAAAUGAUUAAGUACUUUGUUAAAAGGAGGAAGAGACUGGUUUUUGACAAAAAAGAAAAACCAAGGCUAUUAAUAUAACCUGAUGUAAUCCCAAUGAAGAGUAGACCUUUUGCAUGAAAGAUCAAAAUGAAGAGGCAGAUGGGAACAAGCGGACUGUACUGUAAAAUUCUGAUUAUAUUUUAUUAUUGUUAUAUUAUGAUUUUUUUUAUUCAACACAUAAUUUGUUUUUUAAUGUUACUAUCUAGAGGGUGGGGGGUGGGGAAGGGACUGUCAUUUUAAGAAGUGGGAUGAAUUAAAUGUACCAAUGUGUAUCCUCUGUCCACAUACCAACCCAGAAUUUGGGCCUUUCCCGUAUACAUGCGCACGCACACACACACACACACACACACACACACAGUACUUUACUGACCUAGAACCCUGUUCAUACCCCUUUCCCAAGUGUUUUUCUUUAAAAUGAAAAAAAAAAACAAUGAAACAUAAUUAUACUAAAUACAUUUCUAUCAUUUUAUUUGCCUAGUGACAAAAGUAGUUGGAAU
Megalops cyprinoides (Indo-Pacific tarpon) is the source of this 7985-nucleotide messenger RNA. RefSeq lists its product as uncharacterized. Gene Ontology annotation, molecular function: RNA polymerase II cis-regulatory region sequence-specific DNA binding; DNA-binding transcription factor activity, RNA polymerase II-specific. Gene Ontology annotation, cellular component: nucleus. Lineage: Eukaryota; Metazoa; Chordata; Actinopteri; Elopiformes; Megalopidae. The coding region runs from base 1600 to 6750 and encodes 1716 amino acids. The transcript has 3 exons. The record is from RefSeq and is a predicted model, not a curated record. Gene Ontology annotation, biological process: regulation of transcription by RNA polymerase II.